UAAUUGAGCUAAUCGGCAUGUUUUCUUUAGCGAAGCUAAGCAGCUAACCGGGGUUGCCAAGGUCUGCUAACGUCACGUUUCAUGUCAAAACCCCCCAAAUAAUAAACGAGUUAGAGAUGGCUUCUUCAGACUGGCACCUGUCCUUGAAGCUGGUGGAUCGGCCCAAAUCCACCUUCCACUUCCCGGACAUGAUGCCAGGGGAUGUCCCACCUGGAGGAUACAGGAUCGCUACUGUGAAACAACUGGUGGCAGCACAGAUCCCAGACACCAUCCCAGAUCCUGAACUAAUAGAGCUGGUCCACUGUGGGCGGAAACUGAAGGACGACUUGACUCUGGAUGCCUGUGGGAUUCAAUCGGGAUCCACCUUACACAUCCUCAAAAAGACUUGGCCAGACUCAGCGAACAAUUCAGAGCCUGUAAACAGAGCAACUGCAGCCAGGGAGUUCAGGGUGUUUCAUGCUGCUCUUCACUCUCUAAACUCUGCCUACAGAGACUCAGUAUAUAAAAUGCUGACAAAUAAAGAGUCUUUGGAUCAGAUCAUUGUGGCUACACCGGGGCUCAGGUCGGACCCGGUUGCUCUCGGUGUGCUCCAAGACAAAGAUCUGUUCGUGCAGUUCACAGACCCUAGCAUGCUGGAUGUAUUGAUCAGUUCCCACCCAGCCCUCGUCAAUGCCAUCAUCCUAGUCCUGCACUCUGUGGCAGGCAGCAUGCCCACUCAAUCCAGCGGCAGCUCUUCUCGCAACGUCUCUGCCAGUUCCUACAGUGAUAUGCCAGGGGGCUUCAUGUUUGAGGGCAUGUCUGACGACGAGGACGAUUUCCAGUCUGGAAGUCCAGCAGGUCCCUCCAACCGAGCAGGAGGCUCCGGGGGAAUGCGACCAGUGUCUCUGAGCCACAGUGGAGCGACGGGCCCUCGACCAAUAACACAAAGCGAGCUGGCGACAGCUUUGGCCCUCGCCAGCACUCCUGACAGCAGUGCGGUCACUCCAACAACUUCAAGCCAGUCGGACCCCUCCAGUGGCGUAGCCCCGAUGCCAGCAGGGACCCCGGUCAGUAACGAUCUCUUCAGCCAGGCUCUACAGCAAGCUCUGCAGGCCUCCAACAUGACCGCUCUACAGGGCCGCUGGCAGUCCCAGAUGCAGCAGCUCAGGGACAUGGGGAUCCAGGAUGAGGAUCUGAUGCUGAGGGCGCUGCAGGCCACAGAUGGUGACAUCCAGGCUGCCCUGGAGCUCAUAUUUGCUGGAGGCCCAGGACUCUGAGCCCAUAACCCCACAGACAUCAGCCUUUAUAAAGGAGAGAGAGAGAGAGAGAGAGAGAGAGAGAGCAGGAACACGUUUAAGCAUCCUGCUUCUCAGACAAGAGAAAUUAUGGCUUUAGACAUACAGUAUACAUCUUUUUUAAUUAUUAUUAAUACCCUGUUCACCCAAUUUACAUACAGUAUCAUAUCUGAGCUCCACAAAGUUCAUGACAGUUUUGACUGGAUGUAUAAUAAAUGUGAUCAUGAUUACCUCAUCAACUCCUGAGCC
This is a messenger RNA of Anoplopoma fimbria (sablefish), 1523 nucleotides long. It is a transcript of the gene ubl7b, whose product is annotated as ubiquitin-like 7b (bone marrow stromal cell-derived). Gene Ontology annotation, cellular component: cytosol. Lineage: Eukaryota; Metazoa; Chordata; Actinopteri; Perciformes; Anoplopomatidae. Bases 117 to 1256 code for a protein of 379 amino acids. The record is from RefSeq and is a predicted model, not a curated record. Gene Ontology annotation, molecular function: polyubiquitin modification-dependent protein binding. The transcript has 11 exons. Gene Ontology annotation, biological process: ubiquitin-dependent protein catabolic process.